GUCCAUGUAUAUAUAGUCAAAGGUUCACACUGCUUCAAAGAGACACUGUCGUAUGGACCUGUGAAAACAGUCAAACCCGGCACGCACAAACACAAAAACAUAAAUAAUAGAGAAAACACCGACACCUUAUCGAACUGUGUGUAUUAUUUUUUUCUGUUUUGCGUGAAAAAAACUAGUGAUUUAUUACCAAACGAAACAUAAUUUCAUUAAAGUAAUUAAUUGACGCGAAUUAUUCCAACGCCCCAUUCUAAAAUGAUGUAAUUCAUUUUCCACCGCCAGUUCAUUUUCACCACAAUCCUUGAAAAUGCGACUAGCUCUGGAGAGUAAAUACAUCGAUAAGCUGAAUUACGACGUGCAUUACAACGAUGCGAUUUAUUACGACAAAUGCGAAUCUUCCGGCGGCUCGACCUCGCAAUCGUUCAUCGAAUUUCGUAGCCCUAAGAAACCGGACGCUGCUAACAAACCGAACGACUGCGUUAAAGAUGAUAAACAUACCCAAAACUGUACCCGUAUCAACGGUAAAAGCUACAAAUGCGCUCAUUGUAACAAACUUCACAAGAAGAUUAUCUGCAAGAAGAAUAAUAAUAACAAAGAUGGCAUUCAACGUAAGAAACUAAAAUCGUACUCUUGCGCCGGCUGUUCGACUACGUUCAGGAAUCUGGUGCAGCUUAGGAAACAUUCUAGAGCGUGUAAAAGUGCAAUAAAAAAUAAUCGAAAAUGUCCCGAUAUCAACUGCAAACGUACCUUUUCCAAGUUGAUCUUACUAUUGAACCAUUUAAAAGAGCAUCUAACCGAAGCCGGUCUAUCGUUCGAAUUUUAUACUCUUCAAGAGUUCGAAAACUGGCAGAAUAAGUUCGGCAACGAGUUCGUGCUGGUGAAAACGUUCAAAACCAAAGCAACCGAUUUAAUUUAUCGUUAUUACGUUUGCCAGUUCGAAAUCACCGAUGGUGUAUCUUCAACGAAGAGUAUUUGCCAAGGCAAGGUAUUCGUUACGAAGAAAUCUAACGGAGCUGUUGUCAAAUACAUGCCCCACGAUCAGCUUUGCAAAUGGUCGAAGAAAACCGUUUGCCAGAAUUUAACCACCGAAGCUACCACUUUGGAGGAUAAUCUUCACCAAAAGGAUAAACUACGAUCGAUUCUAUCGAAUCAUAGGUUUAACGAAGUUGAUACCGAGAAAGAUAUAGAAUCUGUUAAGAAAUCUAUUCGUGAUCGGAUCAGUCAACUAGAUGAGUGCGUUAGUGCCGGCGAUGUGCAAUCUUUACUCAAUAUCGAGUACGUUCUGCAAGAGUUACUCAAAAUGUACACUAAAACCGAUACAUUGGUCGAGUCUAAAACCGAACCUACCGAACAAGAGAAAGUUCCCGAAUCCAACGAACCCUUUACCAGUGAACUUAAGUACGCCGACGAUGUGAAUAAAGUGGCCUUUAACGUAGGCCCUUACUCGAUCAGUUCAUUACAUCUUAAAUCACUCGAUUACAAUAUACCUUCGGCUGAAUGCGCUAUUUUGAAAUCAGUAGCUCAAGAUUUCCGUAAAGGAUGGUUAUACGAUACCAUAUUGGAUGCGUUCCUUUACAUGUUAUGCAAACCUCAUCCUAAUGCUAUGUUCUUGGAGACUGCUGUCAGUCAAAUUAUAAACAGCAACUCGUUAAAUUCACUUCGUAUGCAAUUAGGCGAUAAAUAUUUCACCAAUAUCGAGAAUAUCUUCGUCACAUUCAAUCCGAACGGUAAACAUUGGGUUUUAUUAGUGGUUAAACCGAAACUCAAACAAAUACAAAUCUACGACCCUACUUCGAAAAAGAAAACAACCAGUCAAUCUUUGAUGAAGUUCGUCAAACAAUUAAUUUGCGUUUUAUUGAACGAUUUCGGUCCGAAUGAAACAUGGAACAUUGUUGUGCCUAAACACAUCAUUCAAAAAGGUAAUUACAACUGCGGAGUUUAUGUUUGUUGGUACGCUGAGCGUAUUUUGAAAAAUGAAGACGUCGUUACCGAAUUUAGUGCUAGCGAAUUUCGUAAAUAUAUUUUUAAUUUCAUCGGCGGUCACGGAGACGAAUAAAGAUAUAAAAUCUAACUCUCUUCUCGCUUCGAGGUGUAUUAUCAAAUCGACUCGAAUGAGUUUUUCUGUUAUUAUUUUUUUUCUGUUCUUGAGAAUUAGUUUCAAUUGUAUUUUGCUCCAGUAGCCUGUUUUACGUUGAGACUUAUUGUUUUAGCCAACUACCUGAAAUUUAACCUGGUUCACUACGUUUAACAUCUAUUCUCUAGUUUAAUUUGUAUAUACUAUUUUCAGUUGUAAACCAUGUACUCUUACGUUGUUUUAUUAAAUUACUAUUAUCGUC
This is a messenger RNA of Planococcus citri (citrus mealybug), 2333 nucleotides long. RefSeq lists its product as uncharacterized. The record is from RefSeq and is a predicted model, not a curated record. Gene Ontology annotation, cellular component: nucleus. NCBI's taxonomy places the organism in Eukaryota, Metazoa, Arthropoda, Insecta, Hemiptera, Pseudococcidae. Gene Ontology annotation, molecular function: deSUMOylase activity. Gene Ontology annotation, biological process: proteolysis; protein desumoylation. The transcript is spliced from 2 exons. The coding region runs from base 305 to 2053 and encodes 582 amino acids.